Messenger RNA from Saprolegnia parasitica CBS 223.65, 999 nucleotides. RefSeq lists its product as hypothetical. NCBI's taxonomy places the organism in Eukaryota, Oomycota, Saprolegniomycetes, Saprolegniales, Saprolegniaceae. The record is from RefSeq and is a predicted model, not a curated record. Gene Ontology annotation, molecular function: protein binding. The transcript is spliced from 2 exons. The coding region runs from base 1 to 999 and encodes 332 amino acids.
AUGGGCCAAUGCUACGCCACGUCCUCAGCCGCGAUUCACCACCUCCUCUGCUGCUCCGCGCCGCCCCGCCACGAGAUGCCCAACGACGUCGUCGCGGCCAGUAGUAGCGUGCUCACGAACCGCGACCUCUGGCGCAGCAUCACGGCCUUCCAGCCGGGCACCCGCUUCCUCAUCAAGCGCCUUGUGCGGCAAUGGCGCGGCCAGCGCGAGCCCGCUGCCCGCGCACGGCUCAUCUUGGAUGCGAUCGCAGACCCGGUCUCUCGCAUGCUCUUUCUGCGCGAGCUGUACACAUCGUCGACACGGUACUUUUCACGCACGUUCAUGAACCUUUCCGCAAGCUACGGGUACCACGACGUGCUCGUCUUCCUCCACGAGCACCGCAAGAACGGGUGCACGACGGACGCGAUGGACCUCGCCGCCGCCAACGGCCACGUCGCGAUCGUUGCGUUCUUGCACCAGCACCGCAAUGAAGGCUGCACGACGCGCGCCAUGGACGUCGCGGCCGCCAACGGUCACCUCGACGUCGUCCGGUUUCUACAUCUCUUCCGCAAGGAAGGCUGCACCACACAGGCGAUGGACUUGGCGGCAGCGAACGGCCACUUGGACAUUGUCCGGUUUCUCCAUGCCAACCGCACCGAAGGCCCGACGAUGCACAAUGCGUCAUGGGACACGAUCGAGCGGAUGCGCAGCUGGCGCUACUGCCAAUGGACGGCCAUCAGCAGCCUCGUGACACUGGCCUGCGACCUCGACGACCUCGACGACGACCCGCUCACGUCCACGCGGGCGUGCUCGCUCGAGAUGCACCUGGUCGACACGAGCGCUGUGGGUGGUUGUACCUCAUUUGCCAUGGACUGGGCCAUCGCGAAUGGCCACGCCGACGUCGUCGCGUUCCUUGCCGACGCGCGGCAGCUGCGAUGCACACGCGAAAUGCACCGCUUGGCCCUUGCACGUGGCCACGACGCAGUCGCUACCUGCAUUGCCCCGCUGCUGGUCGCGUGA